AUGGCGACAAAUACUAUUCUCCUCACACAACAAGAUAAUGAUCUUGCAGCAUCGGCUACCAAGUGCAUCAAGCAAGCCGCCGAACAUGCCUACAGCCAGAUGAAACCCGAUGGGCACUGGUAUCUCGAAGUACGCAGCAGCAUCUCUUUCACAGUCCAAUGGAUCUGCAUCCGACAGAUCAUCGGGCCAUCCCUUUCUCAAGACGAGGCCACGAAAUUUCAGAAGUGGCUUCUCUCUCAACAAAACACCGAAGACGGAUCAUGGGGACUCGCCCCUUCAGUACACGACUGGGAUGGGGAUGUUUCCACAACCGUCGAGGCGUACUUCGGGCUGAAGCUACUUGGUGAACCCAUCAACUCCAAGGCCAUGCGAAAAGCCAGAGCCUUCGCCUUGCGUCACGGCGGUGCAGCUAAAGUCGGCGUGUUGACUCAGCUGGUGCUUGCGCUCUUUGGCAUUAUUGCUUGGAAGGACAUGGCGCAAGUACCGGCCGAGUUGAUGGCUCUUCCAGCCGGACUAUCUCCAGUCAACAUCUACUCUUUCUCAUACUGGUCUCGGGUUUCGGCAGUCCCCGUUAUGCUGCUGAAACAUCAUCAACCCAUUUUCCCUCUCAAGCCAUUUGGAGUUGACAAUGGCGAGGAAAUUCAGGGUGCUACAUUCCUCGACGAGUUGUUCGUCAACCCUCUGGACCGAACACUAAAGUCUAUCCCAACACUAUCGGCACUAUGGCAGGAAGGUCAGAUCGGUCGCUUUGCUUGCACGAUGAUCGACAAAGCUGCCAGCGUGGUUGAGCCUGUCCUUAAGAGGUCCAUGUUGCGCACCCACUGCCUCAACCAAUGCGUCCAGUACAUCGUCAACCACUUGGAUGCAGGCGGUUUUGGGUCUCUGACCAUCUCGAACUUUCUCUGCGUCGUCGGUCUUCACGCUGCGGGCUUCCCUGCCAGUCAUCCCGUGAUGGGUCAUUUGACUCGAGCCAUGGAAGACGCGCUCUGGGAGGACGCCGACGGUCUUCGGAUGCAGGUUACCAUCGGUCCUGUUUGGGAUACAGCUCUGAUGACUCUCGGACUACUCGAGACUGGUAUGGCAGAUGACCGGAUAGAUCUUUCCGUGAAAUGGUUCAAGGACCAUCAGAUUCUUAAGACGCACGGCGACUACGUCGUGACGAACCCCAGAGCUUCCCUCCCUGGAGGCUGGUCUUUCCAGUACUGCAACGAAUAUUUUCCUGAUAACGAUGAUACCCUUGUUUGCUUAUUCGCCAUCAUCAUGCGCAAUCCCAAAGAGAUCAACUCUGCCUGUGGCGCACGAGCUCUCAACUGGCUUCUUGCCAUGCAGGGUGGCGAUGGUGGCUGGGGAGCAUACGAUAUCGACAACACAAGCAAAAUCGCCAACCUCUUCCCUUUCGCUGAUGGAGUUGAGUUCUUCGACCCCAGCGUACCCGACAUCACAGGACGUGUCCUCGAGGUUCUUGGCUACAUCCUCACCGAACCUACAUGCUCCUCUAUCCUGCCUCCUGCUAUCUAUCAGCGUGUUCGCGAAGCGUGUAAGAGAGGUCUUCAGUACGUCGCGAAAUCACAAGACAAACUCACUGGGACGUGGUGGGCGAGGUGGCACGUCAACUACCUCAACGGCACCAGCAGCGUCCUUUGCGCCCUACCAUAUCUCCAGUCUGUGGAACAGCCAGAGGGAGGCAUUCUGAUUGAAGAGCCACUAUCCUGGAUCAAGGCAGUACAGAAUGUCGAUGGUGGUUGGGGUGAGAGUCUCGGCACAUACAGAGACGAGUCUCUGGCUGGGAGAGGCCUCAUCUCAACUCCCACACAAACAGCUUGGGCAGUGAUGGCUUUGCUCUCUCAUCUACCGCAUACAGAUCCUGCGAUUAAGAGAGGCGUGCAAUAUCUCAUGAGCACCCAGGUUGAGACCUCUACGGGCGUCACGUGGGAUCAGGAAGCUUAUCCCUUCAUCAUGGCUAUCACACAAACAGUCGCGGGCUCGAUUAUGAGCUGCCAGCCAACGACUCUACUCGCUAUCUUUCUUGCACUAGGCGCAGUGUCAUAUUUCUCCUUCUUCAGGAAGCCGAACCUCAACAUGCCGGUUGAGAUUCCUGAUCCGGGUCCGGAGGGCGUCUUCAAUACGCUCACUCGCAUGUACGAGAAGUACCCCGACACACCAUUCAUCCUGAAGACCUCAAGACCAAUCGUUAUUCUUCCCGGUAACCUGGUUGACGAUGUCAAGAACAUGCCCGAAGAAAAGGUCUCUCUGCAUGCUGAGGUCAAGAUCGACCAUUCGAUGGCCGUAACCAAGGUCGGCGGUGGCACUUACGGUACUGAGCUACUUCCCACUGUUCGCAUCGAUCUCACUCGACACACCAAUGGUGCUAUUCCCGCCAUUCUUGAUGAGCUGCGCUUCGCGAUGGACAUUGAGCUCAACGACGUCGGUAGCGACCAGUGGUCUACUAAGGGUCUCCACAUGAGCGUCACCAAGAUCUCGGCCCUCAUGCUCUCUCGCAUCUUCAUCGGUCGCCCCAUCAGUCGACGACCUGAGUGGCUUCGCUCUUCCAUCGGCUACACCAUCGAUCUGAUGCGCGCCCGUCAUGCCCUGAACAAGUAUCCUUACUGGAUGCGCCUCAUCAUCGGAAAGUACUUGCCCGAGGUCAAGCAAAUGCAGUCUCAUCUUGAGGGUGGCAAGAAGAUCUUAAUGCCCAUUGUCGAGAACCUGGUCAAGGAAAGAGCGGCGAUGCAGGACCCCAACUCCUGGAUGGAUGAGAAGAAGCCCCUGCAGCACUACAUGUCGGAAGAGGAGGCUCUUGAGUUUGACGACGCCCAAGGCACCUUCUGCUCAUGGCUGCUCAAGUACACCAUCAUCCCCAAGGGCGCGACGACGGAGGAUAUUGCAACAUCACUGGCGCUCAACCAGCUUGCCCUUUCCUGGGUCUCCAUCCACAGCGUUAGCUACACGGUGACUCGUGCGAUGUACGACCUUGCUACCAGACCCGAUUACUUCGCUCCUCUACGCCAAGAGAUUGAGGAUGUUCUCCAGCAAGAUGGCUUCACCAUGGAUGACAAGGGUCGUCGCAUCAUGGGUCGCACAUCUUACGUCAAGCUUCGCAAGCUCGACUCCUUCUUGAAAGAGAGCAUGCGCCUGUGCCCGAACAAGCUGGUGAACAUGGCACGCAUCGUUCAGAGCCCCGUCACACUUUCGACCGGCCACACAUUGCCCGCCGGCACCCGCAUCGGUGUGCCGGUGUAUCACGUCAUGACAUCCCCUAGUACGCAGCAAAGCUACGCCGAGUCUGCCGAUAUGGCACCCGCAAGCGAAUUCGACGGAUUCCGCUUCUACAAGCUGCGCCAGCAGGAGGGCAACGAGAACAAGUUCCACUACAUCACGACCACAUCCGACUACCUCGCUUGGGGUCUCGGCACCCACAGCUGCCCUGGCCGCUUCUUUAGCAGCACUGCUAUCAAGGUCUUGUUCGUGGAGAUGCUCCGUUUCUGGGACUUCAGGCUCGUCGGCGAUGUCGAUCGCAAGGGUGGCCCGCCUGUUGGCCACAGGCUGAACGACUUCACUCUCACGACUGAUGUCACUGUUCCGCUUGAGAUCAAGCGUCGUGAGGGUGCCAACUAG
Messenger RNA from Colletotrichum karsti, 3615 nucleotides. RefSeq lists its product as uncharacterized. The record is from RefSeq and is a predicted model, not a curated record. The transcript is spliced from 5 exons. Gene Ontology annotation, cellular component: lipid droplet. NCBI's taxonomy places the organism in Eukaryota, Fungi, Ascomycota, Sordariomycetes, Glomerellales, Glomerellaceae. Gene Ontology annotation, molecular function: monooxygenase activity; intramolecular transferase activity; oxidoreductase activity, acting on paired donors, with incorporation or reduction of molecular oxygen. Bases 1 to 3615 code for a protein of 1204 amino acids. Gene Ontology annotation, biological process: triterpenoid biosynthetic process.